GGAGAAGGUGCCGGUCCUGCGGAGCUCGGUGAGCGGCGUCGAGUCCCGUCUCACUGCCUCCCUGGAAGUGCCGCUGGGAGCGCGUCUGGACUCCGCUCAAGUUUGAUUUCGGACCGUUACCCUCCCGGUGAGCUCUGCGCACCUGCCGACAUUUGCGAGACACCAUGAUCCGACUGGAGGAGGAUAACCGCGCUCGGCUAGCAGACAGCAUGGACACCAAAAGGCUCUCUGCUGAAAGGUGACCUCCACACGAUCCACCUCCCCAAAAUAUUUGGGUCCCUGCUCUUGCGUCAGGAUGCAGACCUUCAAGACGGUAGAGACCCAGGUCCCUUUCCUGAAGGAGAGCUUCUUCACCACCACCUUCAAGGGGCGCAGGAAGAGCAGCGCCACCAACCUCCUGCGCCAACAACUGCAGCUGAGUCCACAGCAAUGCAUUCUGGAGCAGCAGGUUUCCCCCCAAAUCAUUUCCCCCUCAGUAGAGAAUGGGCAGAGUCCGCGCAUGUCUCGCUCGAACAGCAGCCCGUUAUGCAAGAUCUCUGAGCUCGUGGGAGCAGAUGGGGAGAGGAGGGAGGGGCCCAAAGAUAGAAUGUAUCAGAAAGUGAGAGAGGCUGUGCAGUGGAGGGGGGAAGUGCGAGGACUGAGUGGUAGUGAGCCGGCGGCUGUCAGUGCCAGUCCCCUCCUCCUCUCGUCAUCAUCAUCAUCAUCAUCAUCCAGACCACAGAGGGAGGCGUCAUCACAUCAGGGUGGACCUGCCGUGGGAACACAGCACGGAUCAGAAGGCCAGCAUGCCCCCCCUCGAUCCCAGCAGCAUGGCCUGUUAGCCAAAGGCGUCCGCCUGCUCAGGAACAUGGGCAACCAGGAGGCAAAGCAAAGGAAAGCAGGACAGGGGAAGGAUGCCCAGUGUGAGGGGGGUGAUGCUGAGGAGGGGGAUAAGAGAUCCAAAAAGUCGGGUAAAGUCGCAGACCAGAGUGGAAAGAAGAAAGCCAAGUCGGACGUCUCGAAAGGUUCUGUAUUCGCAGGGAUGAAGAUCAGGAAGAGCUCAAAGGCGAGAGUAGUUUCGAAGUAUGGAGAGGGAAAGUCGGAUCACACUGCUGGGUUCAAGAAUGGAACAGAGGCCAGCAUGUCAGCAGAUGAGAUCCUCUCGGACGCAGAGUUGGACCUGAAUGGCCUGGCUGAAGACCAGACAGGUGUCGGCCUCAAGAGGAACUCCGGGUCUGAUGUUGACCUCUACAGUUUCCACUCGGCGGCCGCCGAAAAUGAAGACCUGCUGUCCGACAUCCAGCAGGCGAUGAGGGACCAGAAUUUGUCAAGUGAGAGGGUUCUGGAAGUGACCGGGUAUCAAGGUAAAACGGGGACACUAGAUCUGACGUUGCACUUGGAAGAGGACGUGUUUAGUGAUGAGCGAAAUAAGUGUGAGAACGAAAGUCAGGACCCGCAGAUGUCAAAUGAGUUAACCGGACCAGGGUCUUUCAGUGAAAGUGGCCCGUCUUCUUCGGCUCCUGACACAGAGAGAAGCAGCAUUUUCCCCAAAACCAACAGCACGUACAGCUUCCCCGACACCACUGCAACCACCACCUCCUACGAAAGUGCCGAGGAGCACCAUGAAGACCUAGAGAGCCCAAGUGUGUACCCGCAGCCCAGUCAAUCAAGUGUGCCCUCUGUGCACCUGUCGCCAGCAGGUGCAGAUUCCCCAAAAGGGGUACACAGGCGUGCAAGCAGCGUGGACCUCCCUAUGGAGAGGGUUGGGGAGGAGACCGUCACACAGGACUUUCUCUCUCUUAAAAAACGAAAGGACAGCUUGUCCUUUAACCAGCUGACAGCAGAGCAUUUCUCCUCCAGGACGUCCAUCAGCUCUCCAUCUACAGUCAAACUCUACCCUCCAGUCCACCCGUCCUAUGUCAAGACCACCACCAGACAACUCAGCUCUCCUAUCGGCUCCCCGCUGACCAGCCCCAAUGUUCCCAGGAGAACAGAUUCCACCUGUCCUCCGGUGGACCUUGGAGUUACUCAUGGAAUGCGUCGUCGCAAACAACGGUCUUGUUCCAUCGCUGGACCCCUGUCCGGAUCUGCGGACUGGUCUCCGGAGCUGGAGCAGCUCAGGAUACUCCAGAGCGGCGGGACCAGAUCCUCUGAGCAGGAGAAGGGUUCCACGGGUGGACACUACUGGACACUGGGCUCCAGGAGGGCCCAGUAUGGACGCAGGACCUCAAGUACUUCAGCACCGUACCUGGAUAUCUUUUCUGGCCAGUCUCUGCUGGACCGGCUCUGCAUGCACCAUGAGGACGGCUCCACCCGGGACCAGGCCAGGACGCUGUGUCAGCGGCUGCUGGUGCAAGGUCUGCUGCACCCGCUCAGCACCAGCACCGGGGAGCUGAAUGGAGACAACUCUCCAGCUGCUGCGCCUGGCUUUAACGAGGAGCAGCUGUACACCUGGGCGUCAGUCGGCCUUCCAGUCUCUUCCCACCUGAGCGAGUUCUACGGAGGAAGAAGCAAAGCGUCAAGUUUACGAUCCCCUUUGCACCAUUCGCCGACCAAAAUAGUGGGAGCACCACAGACAGAAUCCAGUCGAUUGAAAUCCAGUCAGUCAUCAUCUGAGGAUGAAGGCUCGCUCAUCUCUCAGCUGGAGAAGACCAUUGGCGACCUCCAGGUUCAGAUUGCUGUGCUGCAGAGUCAGCAGCUGUCGCUGGCCCCCAGCGGCGAGGACAAGAUGAAGGCCGGGCUCAACCACAGGACCUCCCAGGACGACGGGUGGCUGUCAGAGAAGAGGCUGGAGGUGUCAGUCCAGACCACUCCGUUGGAAGAAGAGCAGAAGAUUGACUUGUCUCCCAAAUCUAAGGAGUGCUUUACCUGCACAUGCCAGCAGAGGCAGCAGAGUAGCACAGUCCCACCACCACCACCACCCCUAACGGGGGGAGUGCCUCCUCCUCCUCCUCCACCGCCUCCUUUACCAGGAGUCGCUAUUCCUCCUCCCCCUCCCUUACCAGGGUUUGGGCCUUGCCCACCACCACCACCACCACCACCACCACCACCUGCCUUUGGCCCUCCACCACCCCCUCCCCUCCCUGGUUUUGGACUUCCUCCCCCUCCUCCUCCACCAGGUAUGGGACCCCCACCUCCACCGCCGCCUCCUGGCAUGGGCCCGCCUCCUCCACCUCCUCCUCCAGGCUUUGGUCCUCCACCUCCCCCGGGUCCCACGCCACUUCUGACAGUCCAAGAAGCUACGGCUGCCAAAACAUUGAUCGAGCCCCCGAAACCAAUGAAGCCUCUCUACUGGACGCGCAUACAGCUGCAUUCUAAAAAACCGGCCGUAUGUCUGGUGUGGGAGAAGGUGGAAGAGCCGACCGUGGACUUUGUGGAGUUUGUGGAACUCUUCUCCAAAAGUGCCGUUAAGGAAAAGAAGAAGCCAAUUUCCGACACGAUCAGCAAAUCCAAAGCCAAGCAGGUGGUGAAGCUUUUGAGCAACAAACGGUCGCAAGCUGUUGGAAUCCUGAUGUCCAGCAUCCAUCUGGACAUGAAGGACAUUCACCAAGCUGUCCUCAACAUGGAUAACACAGUCGUGGAUCUGGAGACUCUGCAAGCCCUGUAUGAAAAUCGAGCUCAGAGUGACGAGAGAGAAAGCAUCGCCAAGCACGUCACUUCAGCCAAAGACAAAGACGACGCCAAACCGCUGGACAAGCCCGAGCAGUUUUUGUUCCAGCUAUCCCAGAUCCCAAAUUUCUCUGAGAGGGUCUUCUGCAUACUGUUCCAGUCCACCUUCCAUGAAUGCAUCAGCUCCAUUCUUCGGAAAAUUGAAAUCCUUCAGAGAGUAUGCAAGAGUUUGCAGAGUAGCAAGAGCGUGUUGCAGAUUCUCGGCCUUGUUCUGGCUUUCGGCAACUUCAUGAAUGGGGGGAACCGCUCUCGAGGGCAAGCUGACGGCUUCACUCUGGACAUCCUGCCAAAACUGAAGGACGUGAAAAGCAGCGACAACUCCCACAGUCUUUUGUCCUUCAUCGUUUCUUACUAUCUCAAGCACUUUGAUGAGGAGGCUGGCAGAGAGACGUGUGUCUUCCCGCUCCCUGAGCCCCAGGAUCUGUUCCAGGCCUCUCAGAUGAAGUUUGAGGAUUUUCAAAAAGACCUUCGCAAGCUAAAGAAAGAUCUGAAUGCGUGCUCGACAGAGACGGAGAAGGUAUGCAAGUUGUCCUCUGAAGAAAACCUCCAGCCCUUUAAGGACAAGAUGGAUGCGUUUUUGAGCCAAGCCAAAACUGAACUGGAAACACAAGAGCAGCAGCUAACAGACACUCAGACGAUCUUCGUGGAGCUGAGCGUGUCGUUCUCAGUUAAGCCCAAAGCAGGAGAGAAAGAAGUUUCUCCUGGCACUCUCUUCGGCGUCUGGCACGAGUUCGCCACCGAUUUCAAAGAUCAGUGGAAGAAGCAGAACAAGCUGAUGCUGCAGGAGCGGGUGAAGAUGGCGGAGGAGUGCUUCAAACAGGCCAAAGAGAAAGCAUCUUACAACGUCAAACCCAAACACGCCAGCGGAAUCAAAGCCAAACUUGGUCGGAAGAUCUGAGGCAGGACUGUUGCACAAAGUACAAUCUGUUCUGGCGUCAGACGUUCAUUUGCUUUUGAUAUUUUCAUAAAUACAUUGAUAUGAUGGAGCCAAGUGUGUGUUCCGUUUGGCUUCCAGUUCAAGUGACCAAAGAAGGCUUUUGAAAAAGCGCCGCAUCCUCUCCGUAUCUGUUUUAUAAACCAUUUAUAGGCUGAUUUUCUUUCGGAAAGUCUGAUCCCCGACUCCCCCCCUCUCUUUUAUAACAUCUGUAAUGGAGAGCCUAACAAUCUGCCGGACAUGUGGUGCCUUAUCGUGGACAAUGAAGCGCUGUUUAUGUUCCCAUAAAUCAUUUGUUAUUAAAUUUGAUGAGAACUGUUUUUACAAAUGGCUAAGAUGCCACUAAUGAACUUUUGCUGACUCGUCCAAAUCAGUGACACGAUGUUCGAAUCACUCCCGUCCCUGUGUUGUGUUCAGCGACCCUCGUUCCGAUGCGUCCCAAACCCUCCAGGUGCGAGCGAGUAUAAAUAUGUCACUGAUUUAUUUUAACAGCUUUCAUUUGUUUAAAAAAAAAAGUCUAUGCAGUUCAUUUGACUUUCGUGUGAGGAAGUCACGAGCCAUGUGUUAAUGACGGUUGUGCGUUUUCAUUUCCAUGUGCAAUAUUCAUGUUUUUGAUUCAACGUCUUUCACCAGGAAUAAGAACUAUUUAUUCAAUAAAAGACUGCAUUUUAAGUUGGUUGUCGUCCUUCAUCAUGGAAGACCAGAGUCAUGAACGAAUACACCUUAGACUUACAGUAGUCACUUGUUUGAAGCUGUAUUUAAGUCUUAUCACCCUAAUAAAGUGAUUUCAUGCAGAAACGCUCAUAAAAAAUAUCCUCUCAUUCAGUAGCAUGUGAAUGAAGCAGGUGUGUGUGAGGAGGCUGCUGUCAAUGAGCC
Synchiropus splendidus (mandarinfish) is the source of this 5458-nucleotide messenger RNA. Its product is annotated as muscarinic acetylcholine receptor M3-like. The record is from RefSeq and is a predicted model, not a curated record. NCBI's taxonomy places the organism in Eukaryota, Metazoa, Chordata, Actinopteri, Syngnathiformes, Callionymidae. The transcript has 19 exons. Gene Ontology annotation, biological process: chemical synaptic transmission; intracellular transport; G protein-coupled receptor signaling pathway, coupled to cyclic nucleotide second messenger. Gene Ontology annotation, molecular function: G protein-coupled serotonin receptor activity; G protein-coupled acetylcholine receptor activity; microtubule binding. Gene Ontology annotation, cellular component: synapse; plasma membrane; dendrite. Bases 296 to 4546 code for a protein of 1416 amino acids.